Panthera uncia (snow leopard) is the source of this 1490-nucleotide messenger RNA. RefSeq names its product metallophosphoesterase domain containing 2 (gene MPPED2). The transcript is spliced from 8 exons. The record is from RefSeq and is a predicted model, not a curated record. Gene Ontology annotation, molecular function: hydrolase activity. Lineage: Eukaryota; Metazoa; Chordata; Mammalia; Carnivora; Felidae. The coding region runs from base 480 to 1400 and encodes 306 amino acids.
UUCCUGGAGCUGUGCUCCUUUGACCCCAGUGGCAGUCCCUGUCACUGCACCGCUCGCGCUCCCUCUGGCUCGCCGCGCCCUCGCUCCCUCUCCUCGCCCCCUCGCUCGCUCUCUCCCCAGAUCGAGGCUGCUCCGGUCCUUUCUCCACCCCCCCCCUCCCUCUCGAGCCGCGCCCCCAGGUCCCCCGCCCCUGCCCGCGGCGGGACCUCCGGGGUCGAAGGUUCUGGCCCGCCCGCGCCCCUCGUCGCCCCCGCUCGCCCCCCGCGCGCCUCCCGCCGGCUCCGGCCGCUCCGCGAUGGAUCGCCUGCUCGUUGGGCGCUGAAGGCAUCCCCGGGACCCGGAGCGCAGCCCGGGAAAGAAACGCACAGUGGUAUUGAUGUGUAGAUCCUUGGGUUCAGAGGUUGGCUGAAACACACCAUGCCUGCUUCCAUCCUUUGCUCCGGAAAGUUGUGAAUUGCUCAUGCCUAUAGGGAGGAAGGAUGGCUCAUGGGAUUCCUUCUCAAGGCAAAGUUACCAUAACGGUGGAUGAGUACAGCUCAAACCCCACCCAGGCAUUCACACACUACAACAUCAACCAGAGCAGAUUCCAGCCGCCACAUGUACAUAUGGUCGACCCCAUCCCAUAUGACACUCCAAAACCAGCGGGCCACACGCGGUUUGUCUGCAUCUCAGACACACACUCCAGAACAGAUGGUAUCCAGAUGCCUUAUGGGGACAUCCUUCUCCACACAGGCGAUUUCACCGAGCUGGGACUGCCCUCAGAGGUUAAGAAGUUUAAUGACUGGUUAGGAAACCUGCCAUAUGAAUAUAAAAUAGUGAUUGCUGGGAAUCAUGAACUGACAUUUGAUAAAGAAUUCAUGGCAGACCUUGUUAAACAGGACUACUACCGUUUCCCCUCUGUGUCCAAAUUGAAACCAGAGGACUUUGACAACGUUCAGUCCCUCCUGACAAACAGUAUUUACUUACAAGACUCGGAGGUAACAGUGAAGGGAUUCAGGAUAUACGGGGCACCUUGGACCCCGUGGUUUAAUGGAUGGGGCUUUAACCUGCCCAGAGGUCAGUCUCUGCUGGACAAGUGGAACCUCAUCCCUGAGGGCAUCGACAUACUCAUGACACACGGACCUCCUCUAGGUUUUCGAGACUGGGUUCCAAAGGAGCUUCAAAGAGUCGGCUGUGUGGAGCUUUUAAACACAGUCCAGAGGCGAGUCCGGCCCAAGCUCCAUGUAUUUGGUGGAAUCCAUGAAGUAGGUUGCAAGAGAUUUAUAUUCUGCAUGUGGGAAGUGUUUUGGCUUGAUCCAGUGCCCAGGUUACGGCAUUAUGACCGACGGUUAUACAACGUACAUCAAUGCCUCAACGUGUACAGUCAGCUUUCAACCGACCAACCCUCCAAUUAUAUUUGACCUUCCAAACCCACAGGGUUCCUGAAGCUCUAAAAAGCCCAAUUGGAAUGUGAGGGAAGGUCUAUAAACUGUCAUUUUUCUAAUUAUAAA